Messenger RNA from Populus euphratica (Euphrates poplar), 1153 nucleotides. RefSeq lists its product as uncharacterized. NCBI's taxonomy places the organism in Eukaryota, Viridiplantae, Streptophyta, Magnoliopsida, Malpighiales, Salicaceae. The transcript has 10 exons. Bases 120 to 977 code for a protein of 285 amino acids. The record is from RefSeq and is a predicted model, not a curated record. Gene Ontology annotation, cellular component: chloroplast membrane.
CAGGAAUUGAAUUGAAUUCCCCUAACGGAUAAACCUGUAAAACUAACACACUCCAAUUCAAAAACCCUUGAAAAAACCCUAAAACUCAAAUUCCACAAUUCCCUUCCACAUUGAAAUCAAUGGCUUUGGCUGUCUCAAAUGUCCUUAACUGCCCAAAACGCCAAAUUUCCCAAAGGAAUUACACUCUCGAAAGCUCAGUUUUAAAAUCCCCCCCUUCUUUUCUCAGAUUUCCUAGAGUUGAAAGGCAACAUAAAUGUUUUAUUUAUGCUUCUGCGUCCGCAGCAGGAGGCUCUAGGUCAGAUAAUGACUUAAACCCAUAUGAGGUUCUUGGUGUGAAUCCCGUCGAGGGGUUUGAUAUGGUCAAGGCAGCGUAUGCAAAAAAGCGCAAACAGGCCCACAUAGAGGGUGAUGAAGUAGCUGCUGCUCAGCUAGAGAAGGCAUAUGAUAAAUUGAUGAUGGCUCAGUUAAGUAAUCGGAAGAAGGGUGUGACUUAUGGUUCAUUCAAGGUCUCAAAGGACAUAAAAUAUGCUGAUAAGCAGCCCAUUGUACCAUGGGGACCAAGGUUUUCCAAGUCCAGUGAAAAUGACAUGCGCAUCAACCUGGCAAUAUCUGUUGCAUUUACAGCUUGGAUUCUUAUCAAACGCAGUGCUGAAUAUAAACCUCUUCAGUUUUUGGCUUUUGCAUUUGUAUAUCGAAUUUUUGAGAAGUUAAAAGCCUUUGAACCUCCUGUUUCACAAACAUAUUCAGAAGAAGGUGAAGAAGAGGGACGAACGCUGCGCUUGGGAAAACGGAUUCUUCGUUCCCUCGCACUAGUGUUUGGCUCUGUUGCUUUUGCUUCCUUGGCUUACACUGGUAUUUUGAAUUUGAUUGAGAUGGCUGGCAGUUACAUACCUGUUUUUCUUUACAAUAAUCAGGAACUGCUAAUCACCACUGCCACAUCAGUCAUUCUCUACAUCCUGGCAUCAUAUUAUCGGUAAAGAAUCGGUCAAGAGGUUGAAGGGGCAUGCAGAAAUCCUUAAUCCUGUAUCUUGUUUUUUCCCAGUUCAUUCAGUUGUCAAACGAAAUGAGGAACCUUGUAAAAAUGGAACGGUAAUACAGAAAGAAAAUUUUGGUUAAAAUAGCGUGGUUAGAUAUUUGACUCAAUUUUUAUUUA